Syngnathoides biaculeatus (alligator pipefish) is the source of this 8092-nucleotide messenger RNA. It is a transcript of the gene slc35a1, whose product is annotated as solute carrier family 35 member A1. The record is from RefSeq and is a predicted model, not a curated record. Gene Ontology annotation, biological process: pyrimidine nucleotide-sugar transmembrane transport. Lineage: Eukaryota; Metazoa; Chordata; Actinopteri; Syngnathiformes; Syngnathidae. Gene Ontology annotation, cellular component: Golgi membrane. The transcript is spliced from 9 exons. Gene Ontology annotation, molecular function: pyrimidine nucleotide-sugar transmembrane transporter activity. Bases 568 to 1767 code for a protein of 399 amino acids.
AUGACAUUAAAAAUUUAAUCAAGCAAGUCAAAUUCAAAGUGUAAAGCAGAAAUGAUAAAAACAGUUUUUGACGUGUGCUAUUUUUUAACAUGCUUGAAGGCUACUUUUUGAGCACCAAUCGUGUGAAGGGCUACAUGACCUGUUGGGAGCAGUUUAUUAUACAUAAAACAUUUUUAUAUUAUAUGACAUUAAAUUUUUAAUCAAGCAAGUCAAAUUCAAAAUGUAAAACAAAUAAUAGUAAUAAUAGUUUUUCACCUGUGCUAUUUUUGGAACAUGCCUCUUGGGCAACGUUAAAUGAUCCAUCCGGGCAACCCGUUGGUAACCCUUGGUCUAAGGCCUAGAGACUAGAGGUGUUUAAAUAUUUCCUGUAUUAUGAAUACAAGUAUUGAGUUUGCUAUUAAAUGUUCCGCUCCUGCGUUAUAUUCGCUUGGUCUGAGGUUCUAAAUUUGUUCGAACAAACACAUCAAAGGCACGUUUCGUGAAUGAAAUCAUUAAAUCUUGUAUUGUCAUUUGUACUUGAGUCAGAAAAGGAGGAGGCCAAAACCGCAGUUAAAAGGGGACCGUUCUAUGUCUUGUUUCAACUUUCGAGGCAAACCAGGACGACAAGUUUGCUCACACGGACGACCGGCAACGUUCCAGGAGGUGGGCAGUUGUCGUCCCGCUACGUCGGCGGAGGAGGAAGUGCAGCAGACGGCUGCACGCCGCUCUGCUAUUGCUCAGCACGGACGGACGUACAUGGCAGCAACGAUGGGCGGCGAGAACGUGACCUUAGUGUUCAAGCUGUAUUGCCUGACUGUGAUGACGCUGGUGGCGGCCGCGUACACGGUGGCUCUCCGCUACACGAGGACCACCGUCUCGCCAGAGGAGCUCUACUUCACCACCACCGCCGUCUGCAUCACCGAAGUCAUCAAACUCAUACUGAGCACCGGAAUGCUGGCGUGGGAAUGCGGCAGUGUAAAGAACCUGCUGGCCACCAUAAAGGAGCACCUUUUGAACAACCCCAGAGAGCUGCUGAAGCUGAGUGUACCAUCGUUGGUAUACGCACUCCAGAACAACAUGGCCUUCGUGGCGCUGAGCAACCUUGAUGCGGCGGUUUAUCAGGUGACAUAUCAGCUGAAGAUCCCGUGCACGGCGGUGUGCAUGGUCAUCAUGCUGGGCCGCUCGCUCAGCAAGAAGCAGUGGUUCGCAAUCAGUACGCUGUGCCUGGGGGUCAUGCUCGUGCGGUGGAAGCCCGUAGAUGCCACCAAAGUCCAAAUUGAGCAGAACCCUUUUCUCGGGUUCAUGGCCAUCGUUAUCGCUGUGCUGUGCUCCGGGUUCGCAGGCGUGUACUUUGAGAAGGUGCUAAAGAGCUCCAACACAUCGUUGUGGUUGAAGAACAUCCAGAUGUACCUGUCGGGUAUCCUGAUCACCCUGAUUGCAGUGGGGGUAAAUGACGGCGAUAAGGUCGUGAAGAAAGGCUUCUUCUUCGGGUACACACCAUGGGUGUGUUGCGUCGUAUUCCUGGCAAGCGUGGGAGGCCUGUACACGUCCGUGGUGGUGAAGUACACGGACAACAUCAUGAAGGGCUUCUCUGCCGCCGCCGCCAUUGUUCUAUCCACCGUGGCGUCCGUCAUCUUGUUUGGAUUGCACAUAACGACCACUUUCUCGUCCGGAGCCUUCCUGGUGUGCGUGUCUAUCUAUCUAUAUGGCCUUCCAAAUAAGGACACGUCCACACUCAACCAGGAAAUCGCACACACAGAGUCCCAAAAGAAAUUGAUUGUUGUGUGAGUCUGCUCCGCUGACUCACUGAAGAGGGACCUCAGGGAUCGGGUCCUUCCAUCACGUGGACUGAGGAGGAAGAGGAACUUUGCUGUUUUUCUCCCCGAUAAUAACUGAGUUGUCGUCAAUCAUUCUAUAAGAAAGGACCCAUUCAUGCGGGCUCUGAAAAAAGCGAGGCCAGCUUGCUGGAACACCCUUUUAUGUUUACAGCCGUGCCCAAAAGUUUUAAAUUUUGAGAAUGACAGAUUAAUUUUCACAAAAUCUACUGCCUUUUUUUUUUUAGAUUGAAACUUGAAUGUACUCCAGAAUAAGUCAUCCGAUGACUUGAAAUUAAUUGCAAAGUCCCUAUUUGCUAUGAGAAUGAACUUCAAGGAGAGAGGGGUUCAGUUGCUUUGAAGAAACCUUGUAGGCGUCCAAGAAAGUCCAGCAAAUGCCAGAACCGUUCCCCAAAAUUCAUUCAACUGCAGGAUUGGGUCACCACCACUGCGGGGCUUGCUCAGGAAUGGCAGCAAGCACAGUGAGGCUAAGACUUCCAGGAUGGCCUGGUGUCAAAAAUGGCAGCAAAGAAGCCACUUUUCUCUCCAAGAAAACCAUCAGGGACAGACGGAUAUUUUGCAAAACGUACAGGGAUCGGAUUCCCAAGAACUGCGGUAAAAGUCAUUUUCUCCAAUGAGUCCCCUUUCCGAUUGUUUUGGCCAUGGCAUCUGGAAAAAAAAACAGAAGAAAAGGGGAGCACGACCAAACGUUCUGUGUCAUGCCAACAGUAAAGCCUCCUGAGAUCAUUCAUGCGUGGGGUUGCUUUUCAGGCAAGGGACUGGACUCACUCACAAAUUUUCCAAAGGACAACAGCCAUGAAUAAAGAAUAGGAUGGUACCAAAGAAUCCUCUGAGAGCAACUUCUCCCAACCAAUCCAUAAACAGUUUGGUAAAGAACAAUUCCUUUGCCUGCAGGAUGAAUCACCUUGCCAAAAGGCAAAAGUGGUAGCUGCAUGGCCCAGAGAGAACAAAGACAUUUUGGGUCCAUGGCCAGGCACCUCCUUUUCACAGUUUAUGAAAUAGUAACAUCCAACAAAAAGUUCUAAAAACACUGACGCAGCAAACUUUGUGAAAACCAAUACUUGUCAUUCUCAAAACUUCAGGCCAUGACUGCAAUGACACGUCAGAAAAGGCCAGGAUUGGUCAAACUGACUGUCAAUCAAUCGACAUAUUGGGCACACCUGAAUCAAGCUACUGAUGGAUGAUAGGCUGACUUUUUUUUUUUUUUGGUCACUCAAUCGAACAAAACUGCCUCGCAAUUGACUCUUCGACGAGAUGCAUUGGGCACCCCUGGUGUAAAUGAAGCACUGCAGCACCACUUAAUUAAGGGAAGUUUAUUUUUAUUUUUUUUGUUUUUGCAUUUUCAUUGUAAUGGCUGAACAGAACUUGUCAUGCCUCUCUACCAGACGUGAUUUUUCCGUUUAUAGGCGGAAUUCCGUUUUUUUUAAAUUGCAUAGAUAAAAAAAAGUUUUUCUGCAAUAUUCCGACUGUAACCACACUCGUUCAUUUUCCAAUCUGUCUUUUGCAAGCGAGGCGGAAAAUGUGAUGCGCGUCUGUUGAUUGGUCGAAUGUGGAACAGGCAGGUAAUGGCCUCACGAUAUGUUUACAAAGACGGUACACGGAGUUUAACGCUAGCACCACCGCGCUAACAGGGCUAGUUAAAAAAAACAUACUGGUAAAAAUCAGUGAGACACGGCAGUAACUCGCUAGCGCAGCGCUAACAGUGCCGGACCGGUAAUAGUCACUCCCUCGGCACAUAUAUUCCACCAUUCUCUCUCUCUCAACUUUUCCGCUCGAGUGCCCCAUUGCGGCCGUUUGCACAAAUUAGCUGCAUCACCGCAUAAACCGUGGAGCUGAAAGCUUGCGAAAAAAGUUGCGGCUUAUAGGCCAGAAAUUACGGUAAAUCAACUGGAAGCAAGGAAAACUUUUCCAUAGCUGGUAUAUUUGGAUGUCAACCCAAGGCCAGCAAGCCUUACGGAUUUCAUCCUUUGUUUACUUCCACUACUCCUGAUAUUGAGAGGCAAGAUCCACCGAAACAACCGACCCCAGUUGCAGACAGUCGUCAAUAACGAGGGGACAGUUCAGAAGCAAUUACUUGUAAAAACGUCUGUAUUAUUACUUGCCGUUAAUAAUUCUUGACAAAUUCAUGCGUUUCAAUCAUUUACAAAAAUGAGCAAUUAAAAAGAUUUUGAAUGGAUACGAUAUACACAUUAUGAAAAGCACACUUGCACACCAUGAUGCAAAUCUGAAUUCAAUUUAGUUUCACUUCUCGUAGUUUACUUAGAUGAAUUUGUAAUUUUUGGAGGUAAAGGUAUGCAUCUAAAUAAUGAACGAUCAUGUUGUGUACAUUUUGAAAACAGGAUAGCAUUUAUUUAUAGAUAUAUUUCAUUCAUAAUACAAUUUAUAAAACUUGAACGUUAAAAUUGGUGAUCAAAUUUGGUCAUGCUUGGAGGGCCCCCCCCCUGCUAUUUUUCAGUCUUUUUUUUUUUUUUUUUUCCCCCAUUCAGUCAAAUCACAUGCAUGCUCUACUGAAGUGCAAUGUGGCACUGAUCAUUUGUUCAAAUCUUAAAGGUUGCACUGUUUAGAAACACAAUACGGCUUUUUCUAGUGGGUCAAACAUUCCAAUACCGAUAUUCUCUUUUUUUUUUUUUUUUUUGUUCUCUCCGCUUUUUCAAACCCUUGUGUAAUACAUGAAAUUGUGAAUGUAAAGAACCUUUUUAUACUUGAAAUGACAAGGACACAUUGUGUCUGAACGCUUUGAAGUGUCUGGCAGGAAUUCCAAUCUUUCUACAAUCGGCCAAAUAGAAGGCGUUCGCUUGUUUGUAGUUGCAGGUGUGUUGCUUGUUGACCAUAGACAGUUCCCCCUCAUCCCAGUUCCUCCUGGUGCCAAUCGGUAAUAACUAUGCUUUCGGUGAGCAUGAGGGCCUGAUGUCGUCUUGGGGUUCCGUUCCUUGGACGUCCUCCAUUGGUUGCUGCAACUGUUUUGGUGUGUUUGGCUUAGAGGAGGCGGAGGUUUCAUCAGUCUGUAGGGGAUGUCUGGUGCCAGGGUCCACAUGUUCGCUCUCAUUGGUUUUGUUAGGGUGAAUUUUCCCAAGAUUGUUAAAUUUUGGAAAUGUUUUUGCGUGAUCUCGCCGAUGACCAUGUCUGUCAGUAGUGCUUUCAUUUUGGUGAAGUCCACGAACACCCCCGCCAUCACCAUGGCUACACUUGAGAUGUAUGUGAGGGUUGUAGUUAGAAUUCUUCCUGACACUUUGGGUGGAAGCCUGUGAAGGACCUUUUCCAUCCAUGGUAUGCUGUGUUCCUUGUAGGGCUCUACAUUUUUGGAGAAGGACAGGUCCAGUCUGUCAAACGCAGAGCAGAGCGUUUCCGCUAGCAUGGCUCCAGUAAGCAGUGCAGGUGGUGUGUCAGUUUUGAGUUCUUCCUAUGUGUGUUUCGUGUAAAGGUCUCACAACAAUACCUUAAUAAGUGCGCUCUCGACGACUGGGGGCUCUGUGUCGAGCGUUUAGCAAAGUGCCCAAAUUCGCAUGAGCCUUGUUUUCUGUAUCCAGUUGUGAGUCAUUCACGCUGGCGUCGUUGUAGUCCCCCAGUCCCAGAAACCCCCUCUUGUGUGUCCGGCAGUAGAAUGAAAUGCUGUUCGUUCCAAGCCUGCCGCUGUAGUCGUCAUGCGGUUCCAGUGCGAGCUCCGCCUGGUAACACUUCCAACUGUCUGCGUAUCGCCCCACUCCCUGUCGGGAAUUGAAGGCAUCACCCACACGACCUACCAAACAUUAAAUAGUGGCUUGAUAGGUGUAACUUAUUCAAGACGCCCGGGCAACUGGCACACCAUCUAUUGUCCCAACUCUGACAUAUGAUUAAUGUAUUGCCUGGAUCGCUUAUGGCGGGCGUGUUGUUGCUGGUGACUAGCACGCCGCUGACCGGAUGUUUGUACGGCUGCGUGUAGUGAGUGUGGAGGGAGUUAUAAAUUCCCUUGUCUGAGAACACUUGGCGCAGAGUCUGGUCCACAUUGAUCCGCAUUGUGUUCAUGUUAGAUUGGAAGUUGACGCCCUUGUGGGUUCCUAGACAUGUUUAAAAAAAAACAAAAAAACCCACUCAGCCAAACCAAGUCCAGGAUUCUGUGCCUUGCAAACAAUGGGUGAAUCUUUGGGUUCUUGGACUUGGUGGCCAUGGCCAUGUGUAUUGACAUGCUUUUAAUUUCCUCCGGGUCUGAAAGAGUGGUAACGUCAAGCGGGGCUGGGUCACGCUUGCCAAAUUUAGUGGUGAAUGAGACCACUUUGACUUCCUAUCUCAUGUCCCUUUCCAGGAUUGCAAAUGAGGUUAGGUCGUAAAUUAAUUUCUGGAUGGUGGGAUGGCUGAGGUCAUCCUUGGGCAGGUUUUUCACCAAUCUUUUGAAGCAAGCAAACACAUCGUUUAAAGCGCUACAGGCAACCUUGUACAAUUUCUCGAGGUUGAGAUCCCUGUCCAGCGUUACUGCAUCUUUUGGAACCACCACUAGUCUAAGCACCUAGCCCCCGUCCAUGUAAGAGAUUUUGUUUUCCAAAACAGUUUGUGAAAGCUUGAAAUAAUUCUUCACUGCAUGCGUGGAGCGGCACAUGUUUUUUCAUGAAGUUCCAUUUUUUUUUUUUCCAGUGAGUGUUCUGUGACAUAUGGCAUAAGUAGCAGGUUCACUCCGGAUUGAAUGACCUGGGUUAGGGUUGUGUGUAUUUUUAAUUCUUUAUUUUCCUAACAGUACCCAGUUGGAAAUGUUAUCUCUCGUUUUCCAUUUGCAAGUCCUGUAUUUAUUUUGUUAAUCGAAGACUGAAUUUAAAUGUAGGGUUAGGUGAUGGGGAACGAGCCCUCCCUCUCCCAGAGUAUGGAAUAUAAUUCCCCCUGCGGGAUUGGGGGGGAGGUGCACGGUCCAUCCCCCUGGGCCACCCACCUUCCUCAUCUCUCCUUUGCUGUUGGCAGUACGCUUAGUCACGCUGGUCGUAACGGACCACUGUCCACUCGCCACUCAUUGUCCUUUUCGUUGAAGAAAAAUCCAGUACUUGGUUGUAGAAAAAAAAUCUAAUUUUAUUUUCGAACUCAAGCUGUAACUAUACAGUCAGUUGGUUUUAUUGAAAAACAAAUUAGCAAAAGGACAAACAAAAUCAAAACAUCAAAAAGGUGACAUCACGUCAGUGGGUGUGCCAUUGGCAACGUUUCAACCAUAUAAGGUCUUCCUCAGACCGAAGCGCACUCAAAAGACAAAAAUUAAAAUCUAAAACGUCCAAAAAUUAUUAAAAAAAAAAAAAAAUUAGUCAAUUCGUACUCACAUGUCCUGUUCCCAAAGUGGAGUUGGUGUUGUUUAGAUGAUUUUCAGUGAUUUAAAAAAAAAAAAAAAGCCCAAAGAAAAGUAAUUCACUUGUAGGCAUGUGAUCCAUUCACUUGUUAACACUUAAAGAAAAGUGAACAAAUACAUCCAAAAUCAAAUCCAGUUUUUACUCACAUGCAAAUUUAAAGUGUUCCCCACGUGGAGUUAUGUCGUUAGGGUUAGCAUUCCGAUUUUUUUGUUUUUUUUAUUGUGGACAUUGUUAGAAUUAUUGUUAAAAUAUUUAUUAUGGUCUUGGAACAAAGCCAAAGUAUCAUCUUUGUUUUGAAGAUUCCUUGUAUACAGAAAUGCAGCCAUAAAUUGUAUAAUGUUGAUUGUACCGACUCAUAUAAACAAGGAUGAUACUUUGGCUUUUUUGCAACUCCAUAAUAAAAAUAUUAACAAUCACUCUAACAGUCUUGUUGCUGCCAAACAGGUCAAGCCAGUCCAAAGAGUGACGGGCUGAUGUUGUGUUACAAAUAAGAUAAAUGCACAUAAUUUAACAGAUUUUUGUCUUUGUUUUUAAUAAGUGAACUCAUGAUUAAAUAUUUACAUUUUAUCGACUGGAAUGAUCCCAAGAAUUUUCAUCCCGUUUGCCAGAACCGAGCAGGUCCCGCUGAAAAGUCUCUUUCUUGCCUGAGCAUUCAGAAAAUCCACAGAAAAGACUGUUUUAAAAAAAAUAUAUCCUCAUUUUGUACAUUUUGAUUUCUAGAUUAAUUCAAAGUACAAUCAUUGUCAAGGUCUGUUGUCAUCACGUGACAUGAUUAAAAAAAAAUAAUAAUAAAUCUAGGAGACCUUUACCAACUUGAACAAUGCGUGACAUGAUUCCAAAUUGUUUUUGUUGCUAUGUUAUUCUUUAUUCUGAAUGAAGUUCAUUUCCCGACAGCACCGAUUGCCGGAGAAAAAUUCUUUGUUUUUUUUUUUUACACACUUGUCCAAUAAAGCUGAUUCUGAUUUGGAAUGUUCAGCUUUC